Messenger RNA from Mucor velutinosus, 2355 nucleotides. RefSeq names its product 3',5'-cyclic-nucleotide phosphodiesterase (PDEase) (3':5'-CNP). Lineage: Eukaryota; Fungi; Mucoromycota; Mucoromycetes; Mucorales; Mucoraceae. Gene Ontology annotation, biological process: transmembrane transport. The transcript has 5 exons. Gene Ontology annotation, cellular component: plasma membrane. Bases 1 to 2355 code for a protein of 784 amino acids. The record is from RefSeq and is a predicted model, not a curated record. Gene Ontology annotation, molecular function: sulfate transmembrane transporter activity.
AUGCACUCUAUUCCUCGGCCUCCGUCUCACAGCCAGCAUGGAGAGAUCAUCAUUGACUAUGAAAACGAAUCUUAUCAACAUCAGACGCAAGAAUUCAUGAGACAUUUACCAGCUUACACCAAGAAAUACAUUGUGGGGUUAUUUCCAAUUGCAACUUGGUUGCAUAGAUAUAAUUUGCAGUGGUUAGUUCGUGAUUUGAUUGCAGGUGCUACCGUAGGCAUUGUGAUUGUUCCUCAAAGCAUGGGCUAUGCAAAAAUUGCUGAGCUACCUCCUCAGUACGGUCUAUACACUGCGUUUGUCGGUUUGUGCGUGUACUGUCUGUUUGCUACCUCUAAAGAUAUCAGUAUUGGCCCUACAGCCGUGAUGUCUCUUCUUGUGGGACAAACUGUGACCCGUGUUGUUUCUGCGGAUCCAACUAUCACAGGUCCCGAAAUUGCAGUUGCUCUCAGCCUAUUCACAGGUAUCAUUGCCAUGUUUAUCGGUCUCGUGCGGUUAGGUAUCUUGGUUGAUUUCAUCCCAGCUCCCGCCAUUGCCGGCUUCAUGAGUGGCUCUGCGAUCACCAUCACCAUUGGUCAAAUGCCCAAAUUGUUUGGCAUCAAAGGCAUCAAUACACAAGAGUCUUCCUACUUGAUCUUUGGCAAUUUUUUCAAGCAUCUUCCUGAUACAAAAGUGGAUGUCGCGUUUGGUCUUGUGAGUAUGGUCUGGCUGUAUGGCGUUCGCUAUGCAUGUCAGGUACUCGGCAAGCGCUAUCCCAAGUAUUCCGUGCAUCUCUUCUUUUUCAGCAUCAUGCGUAACGGUAUUCUUGUCAUCUUUGGCACUCUGAUCGCCUUCUUGAUCAACAUUGGCAAGUCCACUAGUCCCGUCAGCAUCCUCAAAACUGUGCCUCCUGGAUUCACUGCGAUGGGCGUGCCUGUCAUUCGCACAAAUGUCAUUGCAAGUAUCGCUAGCUCACUGCCUUCCGGUGUGAUUAUCUUGAUCUUGGAGCACGUUGCGAUUGCCAAGUCAUUCGGUCGCAUCAAUGACUAUACAAUCGAUCCUGACCAAGAAAUCAUUGCUAUCGGUUUCACUAAUAUCUGGGCUGCUUUCUUUGGUGCUUACCCAUCUACCGGUUCCUUCUCUCGUACUGCCAUCAAAGCCAGAUCUGGUGUCAAAACCCCCAUCGCUGGUAUCUUCUCUGCACUUGUGGUCUUGUUGGCUCUUUACGCUCUGACUCCUGCUUUUUACUAUAUUCCUGAUGCUGUCUUGGCUGCCGUAGUCAUCCAUGCUGUCGCUGAUUUGGUUUCUGGCCCUAGUUACAUCAAGCGUCUCGCUGCUGUGAGUCUUUGGGAACUACUCAUCUUUGUUGCCACUGUUGUCAUCACCUUCUUCACCACUGUCGAGUAUGGUAUCUAUGCCUCAGUUGGGAUGUCUAUUGUCAUUCUCUUGUUCCGUAUUGCUCGUCCCAGAUUCUGGGGUUUAGGCCGUAUUCCUCUUAGCACUGCCAUCAGUUCUGUUGUCAAUGAAGAUGAAAAGAAGCAGCCUCCAGCCGUUCACUCUGAUUUGCAAAACUAUCUCUAUGUUCCUGAAGGCCACCCCUCGCUGGGCAAACUGGUCGAGUCGCUGCCCGACGGCAUCCUCAUGUGCAAAGUCGAUGAAUCCUUCACUUAUCCCAACUCUAGCUAUAUCUCUGACAAGAUUAUCACCUAUUGUAAAAAGCGCACUCGUUCUGGUGGUAAGGUUUUGAGCAAAGGUGAUCGCCAAUGGAACGACGAUGCUACUCCUGCUGUGAUUGCUGCCCGUGAAAGCUUACCUCGCUUGCAUGCGUUGAUUUUGGACUUUGCCAGUGUCAAUCGAUUGGAUUCUAGCGGUCUUCAAGCCAUUGUGGAUGCUCAAAAUGCCCUUAAUCGUUACAGUGGUCAGCACGUCGAAUUUCACUUUGUCAACAUUUUAAAUCCUGCUAUUCGUCGCUGCCUGAUUGUUGCACAGUUUGGUAAUCAACCUAGACCUGGAGAGAAUCGCCAGGAAGUCUUCCCAGUUGUUCCCGCUUCUCGUGAUGGACCUCAAAGAGAUGUUCCUGAACACCAAGCAACUGAUGCGGAAAACCAGAUUCCUAGCAGCAGCACCACGGAUGAUGAAUGCUAUUCUGACUCUGAAGAAGUUCAAAAGGAACAUACCGAAUUCGUCGAGGUUUCGUCACCCUCCGUUGAGAACUAUUCCACUUUGGAUGGUAUUCAACUGCCUAAAGAUCGUUAUCCCUUCUUCCAUUGGAGUAGUGAUGAGGCCGUACGUUCUGCUGUCGCUUCUAGAGGCCUUCGUGAAGAAGUCGAGGUAGAUGAACAGAUGGAUAUUAGCAAUAGUGUGCCCGCUGGUCAUUAA